CCUGGGGCUGUUCCGGCCCUCGCCUCUCGAUCUUUAAGCCCGUGUGGCUGGCCUGGGGCUGGAACCGAUGGCGGCGGCGACGGCGGACGGGCCGGGAACUGGGGAUGACCGAUCGGGGGCCGAGCUGGCCCAAGUCCUGAGCGCGCUGGGGGGGUACCGCGUCUACGCUCGCCGCUGGGUCUUCCUGCUGGUGCUCAGCCUGCUCAGCUGCUCCAACGCCACGCUGUGGCUCAGCUUUGCGCCCAUAGCCGACACUGUUGCCAAGCACUUCUCCCUGUCCUUAGAGCAGAUCAACUGGCUCUCACUGGUCUACUUUGUGGUGUCCAUCCCAUUCGGCAUGGCAGCCAUCUGGGUUCUGGACUCUGUCGGGCUCCGCAGUGCGACUGUCCUGGGUGCGUGGCUGAACUUCCUCGGAAGUGUGCUCCGCGCUUUGCCCUGCAUGGACCUUUCGAUCCAGACUCCGUUUUCCUUCCUCCUGGCGGGGCAGAGCCUCUGUGCCCUGGCCCAGACCUUGGUUGUCUUCUCUCCGGCCAAGCUGGCUGCCCUGUGGUUCCCUGAGCACCAGCGAGCCACAGCCAACAUGAUCGCCACCAUGUCAAACCCCCUGGGUGUCCUGCUGGCCAAUGUGCUGUCACCUGCUCUGGUCAAGGAGGAGGGCGACAUCCCCUGGAUGCUCGGCGCCUAUGUGAUACCUGCUGGCAUCGCCUGCCUGCUGGCCACCGCGUGCCUCUGGGAGAACGUGCCUCCCACCCCUCCCUCGGCCGCCGCUGCCAGCUCCACCUCAGAGAAGUUCCUUGACGGGCUGAAGCUGCUGGUGCGGAACAAGGCUUACCUCAUCUUGGCGCUGUGCUUUGGGGCCGGCAUCGGGAUCUUCUCCAGCUUCUCUGCCCUCCUGGAACAGAUCCUUUGUGUGAAAGGCUACUCCAAUGAUUUUGCAGGCCUCUGUGGGGCCCUCUUCAUCACGUUUGGGUUCCUGGGGGCGCUGUGUCUUGGCCGGUACGUGGACCGGACCAAGCACUUCACCGAGGUCACCAAGAUUGGCUUUUGCCUGACCUCCAUGGCCUGUGUGGCCUUCGCUGUGAUGAGGGCUUCCCUGAGCCCAGCACCCUGCCCUCCUAGCCCCACACCCUGCACAGCCAGUAGGGGUGGGCUUCAUCCAGGACCAGUCCAGGUCUGGGGUGUUGGGGUGUGUCCGGCAGCCUUGCCCUCUGUGAGCCUGCGCUUGCUCCAGGUGUCCCAGCUACCGGGACAGACCAUCUGGCUGGCCAUCAUCUGCUCCCUGUUCGGAUUAUUUGGCCUGUCCCUCGCACCCAUUGCCAUGGAGCUGGCUGUAGAGUGCUCCUUCCCUGUGGGUGAGGGCGCUGCCACAGGCCUGCUCUUUGUGCUGGGGCAGAUUGAAGGCGCGCUCAUCAUGGUGCUGCUGACCAUGCUGACUGUGCGCCGUGCUGAGCCGUCCUUCUCCACCUGCCAGCAUGAGGAGGCCCUGCUGGACUGGAUGGUGUCCAUGUUGCUGAUGGCCAGCCUGUGCGCCGCAUGCAGCUGCGUGUUUGUGCUCUUCUUCCACACCCCGUACCGACGCGUACAGCUGGAGGCCAGCGCCUACCCCUCCAUCCAGGAGGAUUAUGUCCAGGGGGGCGCUGACCCUGCCCCGCCACGGGAGCCACACCCUGAGCCCCCAGCACCGCAUCGGCAGCCGGCUCUGCACGGAGGUGUUGGAGAGUGUGUUUCCAGACGCUGUUCUGGCUCUGCAGCCCCUGGGGAGCCCUGACUCCGAAGAGCCCCAGGACCCCGGAGAUGUCAAGAUCACGUCCACAGGCGAAGGGAGCAAGGCCGGGUGUUAAUCUCUCAGGACAAGAAGUGGGCCAGGGCCUUUCCUGAACAGGAGGCUGGCUCUCAUCAGCUGUGCCAGGGAGAUGCCCUGUGACAGUCAUGCCAAGAGCCUGGCACACGGAUGCUGGCACCCAGAGAUGCACAGGGACUCGGCAUGCCCAGUGCAUGCCCCGUGGCCUCAGCCCAAGGCAGAUGCUGUGGCUGCGGCAAGAGGAGCUACUGCAGUGUGGACGUGGCCACAGGACACCUUGGUGCCUAGACACAGGACGGCCAGUCCCUGGGAGGGUUGGUGUAGGGAGCCAGACUGGGGGCAGGGCCGAGGGGGUGCUGGGUGGGU
Molecule: messenger RNA, 2167 nt
Organism: Loxodonta africana (African savanna elephant)
Lineage: Eukaryota; Metazoa; Chordata; Mammalia; Proboscidea; Elephantidae
Gene: SLC49A3
Product: solute carrier family 49 member 3
Exons: 10
Coding region: 68-1768 (566 amino acids)
Biological process (GO): transmembrane transport
Cellular component (GO): membrane
Molecular function (GO): transmembrane transporter activity
Source: RefSeq, a predicted model, not a curated record